Balaenoptera musculus (blue whale) is the source of this 2273-nucleotide messenger RNA. It is a transcript of the gene NIF3L1, whose product is annotated as NGG1 interacting factor 3 like 1. Gene Ontology annotation, cellular component: cytoplasm; mitochondrion. The coding region runs from base 767 to 1900 and encodes 377 amino acids. The transcript is spliced from 7 exons. The record is from RefSeq and is a predicted model, not a curated record. Lineage: Eukaryota; Metazoa; Chordata; Mammalia; Artiodactyla; Balaenopteridae.
UUCCAGCGUGGGUAGCUGAGGUUUUGGCGGCGGGCUGUGGUUUAGGAUCCUGCUGCAGCGAAAGGUGGCAGGGGAGGAGAUAGGCGCAGAAAACCGGCUUGCCGCGGGAGAGCAUAGCGCUCUAGAGGGGCCGGGGACUUAACUCACGGACUUAUCGGCCGUGCCACCUGCGCUCUUCAUUGUCCUAGAAAAGGCCUGAAGUGGGACUGAAACAAGAGGGCGCAGUUUGCAGGCUGUAAAGUGGGCCUUGCUAAUGAAUCUUAAUAACAAACAGUGCAGACUCUAGGCCAGGCACUGUUCCCAGCUUCACGGUUAAAUCUUGCAACCACGCUGGGAGCUGGGCACUAUUAUUUGCAUGCUUCAGAGGUGGAAACCGCAGAGGUAGAGUCCUCUGAGACAGCUGUGGCUUUGGGAGUCAGUCUGGUUUUAGAGUCGGUGCUCUUCCCACCAUGCUCUGCCGCCUCCCAUUCUCAUUCUCUUUAAUUGUGACUUCAAGCUACUCAGCUUCGUAGGAAAUGGGGAGUGUUUUGUUACUUACAAGGGCUCCUUCAAAUGUAACAGUAGGUAACAGAACCGGCGUGGCGGCCCACUAGAGCUUCCCUUUAGGGCUUGCCAGAUUUAGAAGAGUCUGGAGAGUGGAGUAGUAUCAGGACGUGGAAGCUGGAGAGUGGAAGUGGUAUAAGGACCCUUAGAAGAUCUUCCAAGACCCCAGGUUCGAGUGGUUCCACCUCACUCCAAACCAUACUCAGUUUUACCUGACUUCUGCAUGUUGUCAUCUCGUGUACGCCUGGUCCCCACGGCAGUCCGCCUAGUCCAUUCCCUGAUCCGCGGUUAUUCCCGUUCCUUCAUGGAUCUACAGGCUCUCCUUUCCUCCUUGAAUGACUUUGCAUCCCUCUCAUUUGCUGAGAGUUGGGACAAUGUUGGAUUACUGGUGGAACCAAGCCCACCACACACUGUAAACACGCUCUUCCUAACCAAUGAUUUGACAGAAGAAGUGAUGGAGGAGGCGCUGCAGAAGAAGGCGGAUCUCAUUCUCUCCUACCAUCCGCCCAUUUUCCGCCCUAUGAAGCGCAUCACCUGGAAAACCUGGAAAGAGCGCCUGGUGAUCCGGGCGCUGGAGAACAGAGUCGGGAUCUACUCUCCUCACACGGCCUAUGAUGCUGCUCCCCAGGGAGUCAACAACUGGCUGGCUAAAGGGCUUGGAGUUUGCACCUCCAGACCCAUCCAUGCUUCCAGAGCUCCUGACUACCCCACAGAGGGAACACACAGAGUAGAAUUCAAUGUUACCCACACCCAAGACCUGGACAAAGUCAUUUCUACAGUGAAAGGAAUUGCAGGUGUAUCUGUCACUUCUUUUUCUGCUAGGACUGAUGAUGAAGAACAAACACGGCUCAGUCUGAAUUGUACUCAGCAAGCUUUGAUGGAGGUGGUGGCUUUUCUUUCCCAGAACAGACAAUAUUAUCAGAAGACUGAAAUUCUGUCACUGGAGAAGCCUCUGCUUCUACAUACUGGCAUGGGACGGUUAUGCACACUGGAUGAGUCUGUCUCCUUGGCAACCAUGAUUGAGCAAAUCAAAAGGCACCUGAAACUGUCUCAUGUUCGCCUUGCUCUUGGAGUAGGGAAGACCUUAGAGUCCCCAGUCAAAGUCGUGGCCGUGUGCGCUGGUUCUGGGAGCAGCGUCCUUCAGGGAACAGAGGCCGACCUCUACCUCACAGGUGAGAUGUCCCAUCAUGAUGUUCUGGAUGCCGCUUCCCAAGGAAUAAAUGUGAUCCUCUGUGAACAUAGCAACACUGAACGAGGCUUUCUUUCUGAUCUUCGAGAUAUGCUGGGUGCUUACUUGGAGGAUAAGAUUAAUAUUAUCGUGUCAGAAAUAGACAGGGACCCUCUUCAUGUGGUAUAAUGCAUGCAGGAACAACCAGAUGACACAGUCUACAAAUCGAAUGGCUCCCAACUCAAAUGCAUAACAUGAAUCAGGGGGGUAUCCUUCUGAAAGAACGUCUUAGAAGGUACAUUAUCAUUUCUGGUUUCUUGAUCUGCUUCACCAGAUGUUCUGUAGCUCAGAAGGUAAAAACAAUAAUGUAAUUACCAUUAAAGAACAAUUAUUAUAAAGGACAAAUUAAAGAAUAUAUUGUAUAUAAUAUGUAUUCAUUAUAACCUCUAGGAAAGAUGGAGUAAACCUGUUUACUUAACAUUCUUGGGAAAUAUCAAUAGCUCAAGUAAUCAUCUCCUUAGCUUAAUUAUAGAUGGGAUGUGUCAUUCUAUAUCUCUCUGUC